Lytechinus variegatus (green sea urchin) is the source of this 1153-nucleotide messenger RNA. RefSeq lists its product as uncharacterized. The transcript has 6 exons. The record is from RefSeq and is a predicted model, not a curated record. The coding region runs from base 76 to 1011 and encodes 311 amino acids. Gene Ontology annotation, molecular function: protein binding. Lineage: Eukaryota; Metazoa; Echinodermata; Echinoidea; Temnopleuroida; Toxopneustidae.
ACUUGAUUUCAACGGGCCGUGGUGGACCAAGCGUGUCGCGAUAUUUUCCUGCGCAUCAAAAUCGUGGAUUCGACAAUGGGAAUACACGCCUCCAAAGGUAGGUCUUCAGCCUCUAAAAGCCGAGGAACGGAUGGGGUUUUCGCAGAGGGAUCACCGGUAACGGAAGGCCAAGUUCAACGCGACGUUGGCGUAAGUGAUGGAGCGAGCCCGGCAGAAACACGCGUGAAGCGGGCGGUAGAGAAGGAAGCGGUUGGAGGGGAAAGAACCGCGGCAAACACCGCUUCACCGCAGACAUCACCAGAUGAACUUGAUGACGACGAACAUCGGCUUCCCAAAACAAGAAAGAUCUUCGUACAGUACGUCCCCGACAAACCGUACGCUGUCACUUACUUUGGAGCUCGGCUUCACUCUCGUGAUUGUCGUCACGUGAUCAGGGAUAUCGCUGGCUCCGGACUGGCAGAGGAAGUCGGACUGAGAAAUCAUGAUGAAUUGCUGAGUAUCAACAACAUAGAGACUGAUUUGACCAAUACAAUUCAGUUAGCAGUCCUUGAGUGUUUGGCAGAUAUCGGUACACGUAUUGGAUUGGUUAUCAAACGGCAAGAGGACCAAGACGAGGAAAAGUGGUUGUAUGCUUUCCAUCUCGACGAAAAAGAUGGACGACCGAUUGUAGCAACCAUUUCAAGGCAUCUGUUGGACAGCGGAAGUGAGGACAACUCUUUCAUUGAAUUGCUUCCGGUAGAGACUGCAUUUGAUGUGACACCGACCUAUCAAUACAGGAGGUCAGCACAAGUUCAACUCAUUGAAAUGAGGCUGGAUCGAUUCACAGAGAUCGGUAGAACACAGGCAACGUACGUUUCGACAAGACAAAACGUGACCCUGAACUACUAUCAAGUUGUAAGUGGUGGCAACCCUCCAGGAAAUCCAGUCGUCAUCUCCCAAUCCGGGUCACCCCGUAGACCGAUGUGCGUUGAGGGUGUCAGUGCGGGCGCCCUUGACGUGGUAGUAAGUUAAUUGACCUACGUGGUCGUCUUAGAUGUCGUCAUAAUAAUCGAGAAUGUUUGCAACACUGUCAUUAUUCAUCGCUUUCAACGCCGAAAAAGUCAUCAUAGUUAUCGUGAUCAUCAUCACCACCAUCAUUAUCAUCAUCACCAUC